AUGAAACUCGAGAAUACAGCUGCAGACACUCAGCUGGGCAGAGCAGCAUCAGCGCAAAGUCAGCGCCCCGAUGGGCUGUAUGGACCCCGCGGCGCCGAGUCCUCUCAGAGUGUCGAUACCUUCACGCCCGUGGUGCCGCGCAAGCACCGGCGUAGCGCUUCGCGUGCCUCCCUCUUGAACGAUUCACCUGAGGAGGUUCCUCCGCCUGUACCCCCGAAGUCUGCUGCCUCGCGCCAGCAGCGCAGUGCGCCCAGGAAAAAGCCGCCACGCAUUCGGGACGAUGACAAGGAGAACAGCGAUGUCUCCCCGAACCCGAGUCCCGCGUUAGCACGCUCGAAGACAGCGUUGUUGUCUGGAACAAGUGCGGCCGGACCUACGACACCCACGCGUGCUCGUUCCGUGCUUGAUGCACGGUACCUAGCGGAUGGACCUUCGCCUGCGUCCUCAUCGGAGUUGUCACCCGUUGCAAAGGACAUGAUGGCCAACCUUCGCAAGCAGCGCUUGCAAAUUCAGAACGUCGCGCGAAGGUCCGGCAGGGGCCUGCGCUCGGCGUCAUAG
This is a messenger RNA of Rhodofomes roseus, 558 nucleotides long. RefSeq lists its product as uncharacterized. Bases 1 to 558 code for a protein of 185 amino acids. The record is from RefSeq and is a predicted model, not a curated record. The transcript has a single exon. NCBI's taxonomy places the organism in Eukaryota, Fungi, Basidiomycota, Agaricomycetes, Polyporales, Fomitopsidaceae.